Molecule: messenger RNA, 2487 nt
Organism: Mizuhopecten yessoensis (Yesso scallop)
Lineage: Eukaryota; Metazoa; Mollusca; Bivalvia; Pectinida; Pectinidae
Exons: 2
Coding region: 84-866 (260 amino acids)
Source: RefSeq, a predicted model, not a curated record
UGACGACGAUCUUGUAGUGCAAUAUAUGCAAGGCAAGAGUAGUGACUGGUUUGUGUCCUUCCUAUAGUGGAGCGUUCUAGGACAUGGGGAUUGUGACUAGCUGUGAGCGAAGCGAAAUAUCUCUACCCAGUCAGCAUAGCCAGCAUAUUGCUUGUUCUAACAAAACCAACCCCGUGUUCAAACUAUUGGGGGAGCAGGUCGUCACAUUAGAUAGCGCUGUGAAUAUCACGGACACAGACUACUUCCUCCAGAACCCGUAUGAUGAGGAUGCUGGUAGGGACUACCUGGCCCAUCUGAUACCGGACGACACCGACCUGGCCACGUUACCCCCGGACCGUUUCCCUGUCCCAGCAGGUCUGGAGCUACCCUCGGAAUAUCCGUUGUGGCUUGGUAGCUACAUCAACAAGAAAGGAGGGAUGAGACUGAGGUUGGUGGUGUCGUCUAUGUCAAUGUCCGCCAAUUACUUAGAAAAGGUGUCCGAGGCUAACCACUUGCGCGACAACCUCCACUACCUUUCCUUUACCUACACUCAUAACGCAGACGAGGCGCGUCCGCGCUUCCUCUUGUGGGAAGUCCACAAAGGUAGGCGAGAACACUGUCUGACGGUACGUAAACGUCGCUACCUCUACCCUAGGAUCGUACUGAUGAAGAAGACAGAAACAUUUAUCAUCAUAGGUAAGGGGUUCAUGUUACGGCUAUUUCCAUUACCCGAAGGAGCAGACCCUGACCGGUACGGUCCCCAACAAAAUAACGGAGAACUACCCGUAUCACUGGGAACGUACACGCGCAUCCUGGACACCGCCCCCACUAUGUCUAUGGACUGGGAUGUACGUCUGUGGGCGUGGGAGAACAGUCACCAAACAUAAUCGUUUGGGGACUCGGGAGUGUGUGGGCGUUGAUCAAGGACACGUGCGUGGGUUGGCAUGUGUGUUGUAUGUAACGAGGCAAGGGUAUUGAUACUCCGCCACUGCAAGCGUAACAUGAUAUUAAAGUGUUGAGAGUGGUUUGUGUGGGUGUGUGUGUGUUUUGACAACCAUAUAUAAUUAACAGCUCAAACAGGUGAGCACUUAAAUGUAAAAACAGGAGAGAGACCUCGGAGUGACAUUCGACAAAAAGCUCAAAUUUAGCGAACAUGUGUCUGCAGCCGUUUUCAAAGGAAACAGGAUGUUAGGAAUUAUUUUUAGAACAUUUACAUUUCUAAAUCAGACAACAUUCCUAUUAUUAUACAAAUCAUUGCCAGACCUCAUAUUGAGUACUGCUCCACAAUAUGGUCACCCCUCCUAAAGAAAGACAUACAAUCAGUGGAAAACAUACAAAGACGUGCACCUAAAAGGUUAAUAACAUUGCAAGACUUACCUUACUCAGUCGACUAAAAUGACUAGGAUUGCCCACACUUGAAUAUAGAAGACAAUGGGCUGAUAUGAUUCAAGUGUACAAAAUUCUGAGUGGUGUGUGUGGACGAUGCAGACAAAUCUAAAUUAUUUACCGAAUUCACCUAUCCGGCAACUAGAGGUCACCAGCUAAAGCUCUUUAAGAAACAAUGCCGCUUAAACACCAUCGAGAACAUUUUCAGCAAUUUAAUUGGAACAAUUUAUCAGCUGAAGUGGUUAAUGCCGAAAGUUUGAUUAGUUUCAAAAAUAGGUUAAACGUGCACUGGAAAGAUCAUGCACACAACAUUUUAUCCGUCCUUUUAAUCUACGAUGUGUAAAUAUUAACUUUUACUAUUGCGACAAUAAUACUUAACUAGACGUCUAGAUAUAUUUAAUGUCAUACAAUGUAGCCAUUCUUCGCGCACUCCAUCAUCAACCAAUCAAUUAAUGAAAUGCAGAUAAAUAACAUAAGUAAAAGCCACAGGCUUUCCAUUAAUGUCUUACCUAUGAGAUAAAUUGCACGGGAACUACAAGCACUUUCCUAAACAGAAAGUACAAUCGGACCACGCUCGGAUUUCAACAACUCCCAUGGUUGGGACUGUAAACUGCUGCUGGUAUGGUAUCCAUUUUCGGUGUCAAGGUCCGCUCUCCUCUUAAUUUUUCGAGCUGGUCAAUCCGUUUAUUGGUGUGGGGACUCAAUCAGAUGUACAGUACUCCAAAUUAGAGCGAAGGUAUCGAAAUGGGCCUUGGUAUAUCCAUUUGAAAUCUUCAGAUCCCCGUUUUCUCUUCCCAUUAUAUUUAUUGCCCUGUAAAUAAUGCAGCCAUCUGCAUAUAAUCUGACCUUGGGUGAUAUGUUAUUUGGAAGGUCAUUAAGGAAUUGGAGAGGUAGGGUACUCCUCUAAGGACUGAGGUUUCCUCUGGUGAUGUUCCUUCUACCAUGACCACCGAUUCCGUCGCUCCAAAAACCUCCUUAUCCAGGAAUGUGAUUGCCCCCGUACGCCAUAGCAUUCUAGCUUCCACAAAAAGUGGUAUGGCACCCCAUCGAACUCUUUGGUAAAAAAAAUAAGGCCCGUAUUCAUGAAACCGUUCUCAUGCUCAAGCAUGGAUUUUGUGCUCA